Messenger RNA from Mastomys coucha (southern multimammate mouse), 1500 nucleotides. Its product is annotated as forkhead box protein O1-like. NCBI's taxonomy places the organism in Eukaryota, Metazoa, Chordata, Mammalia, Rodentia, Muridae. The transcript has a single exon. The record is from RefSeq and is a predicted model, not a curated record. Bases 61 to 840 code for a protein of 259 amino acids.
GGCACUCCAGCCCUGGCCCAAACCCUCUCCGGUUUCCCGAGCCCGACACUUCAGGACGCCAUGCCCUGGAGACGGAGGCCGCGAUUCAGGCCUCCGGUGAGCACCGGCGCUCGGCCGCUCCCGCGAUCCUGUCAGCGGCCAGCGGGCCUCACGGUCCCGGUAGGACUGGCGCGGCGACCCUCCGAGCCGGCGCCGACAGACGCUCAGGCGGCGAAUCCGUCAGGUGCUGACCGGCCGGGCCAGGCCAGCUGCCAGAUGGAAGCAGGGGCGGCACUUACCCGGCAGCGCCUCCUCCGCCCGCGGCAGCAACACAGCCGGCGGCCCCCCGCACCAUCUUCUGCCGCCGCCCUGGCCUCGGCGGCGGCUACCAACCGCCCCUGCGGCGCCGCCAACCGACACAACUGUCGGCGCCCGGCCGCCGAGUACCCGGCGAGGCCCGGAGAUCCGGCGGGAUGGGAGUCGAGCGCAGCCGGUGCUCCGGCCCCUCGGCUCCGCGCGCGGCGCCGAGGCACUGGGAGCUUGGCAGGGCUGGGUCGCUGCCGCCGUGGGGUUUGUUAUUGUCGACUCGGCCUUUCCGCCGCAGAGCACGCCGGGAAACAGCCAGCCGGGGGAGGGGCGACCCAGGCGUCUGCGCAGAUCCGGAAGUCGCUGGGCUGCCGGGACGGGCGCGGCGCGGCCGGCGAGUGUCGUCCCCAACUGGCAACUUGUUUGUCCUUCCCUGACCCUGGAAGGCAUUUCGGUGCUCGCCGUGGACCGCCCCAAGGUGAGCGCGACCUUCUGGCCGCGGCAGACCGACCCCGCCAAACCUGGAGCAGCCCCAACAGGGGAACCGGAGGCUGAAGAGUGAGCACCAGCUCAGAUCCGGGGACCUCGUCCGCUGCCCCGAGCUCAACCGACUGUCACCUGGGCCACUCGUGCCGCGACCGCCGGAAUGGCAGGUUACUCGGAAAGUAUGCCUGGCAUCUUUGCAAAGGUGGGGCGGCACAAAGUCAGACCAGGUAAGUAAAGAGCACCUCCAGAAGAGAAGAACCGAAGCAAAGAGUACUGGACUGUAAGCGCCAAGACCGUCGAUAAGAGUUCAACAGCAUCAAGAUUAGAGAAGAGAAUGUCAGCUUGGGAGAAUAUUCCAUCUGUAUUCGGGCUUAGGCAAGGACUGGAAGCUACAAAACUUGAUGAUGGGAGUUUGAUGAGCAGAUGUUACAUGCAGACUAAUCAAUUAUGUGACAUAAACACGUAUUAAAUUACUAUUUCCAGGAAUAUCUGUAGAGGUAAAAGUUUAGGAAUGGUCUCUCUCUCUAAGCCGACAGUGUGUGGUUCUCGACAAAGUGAGACAUAAGGAGUAUUAAACUGAUUGAGAUCUGCAGUUCUUUAUUGUGAUAUACACUGGAAAAACAUUAGCUGCGUUUCAGAGUUGUUUGGAGAGGAACGUGUUGUUUAUCUCACUUUGUUUUUAACUUUGCACUUCUGUCAUAUCCCAGAAAAAAAAAUCUUUUCUUCACA